Molecule: messenger RNA, 2667 nt
Organism: Colletotrichum truncatum
Lineage: Eukaryota; Fungi; Ascomycota; Sordariomycetes; Glomerellales; Glomerellaceae
Product: 5-methylcytosine g t mismatch-specific dna
Biological process (GO): regulation of mRNA splicing, via spliceosome
Cellular component (GO): spliceosomal complex
Molecular function (GO): RNA binding
Source: RefSeq, a predicted model, not a curated record
AUGUCCUCCAAGGACCGUGACGUCGACGUUGUCGACGACGUUGACCGGCCCCCUCGCGAGAAGAAGACCUCCCGGAGCAAGUCAGAGCGCAGCCUUAGAUCCGAAAAAGAUAAGGGCGACAGAGAGCACCGCUCCCACCGUGUGAGCUCCCGCUCCUCAAAGUCUAGGAUGGUGGACGGCAGUGGCCUCAGCAGCGACACACAUUCUUCUCACCGCCGCCACCGCACCCGCGAAGAACGAGACCGCGACCGCGAACAUAGAGACAAAGAGCGUGGCCACGAUCGCUCCUCCUCCAUGAACGACCUUGUCCCCGAGUUCGCCAAGACCUCCCUCACAGGCCCCGCUUCCACCGACCGUAUCUCGAUCCCUUACCCAACCUUUAGCAAGGCACACAGCAAAGAGGCAGUCUGCAGCCGAGAGGAUGUUUCUGGUUCCGCAGCCGCCGACAAGAGGGGGGACCCUUUUACACCCGAGGCGACGGAUUUGGGACAGAGCGAUAUCCAGCGGUCCAAGAGCGUCGGUCACUCGGAGAAGCGCAAGGUUUCAUCCAAGAAAGAUUCGAGGCCGCCUAGUCCGCCCGAGACGGACCUCUCUGGCAAGAGACGGUCUGGGACGCCCGAGUCGUCAAAGAAGGAUCGAGAGGAACGUUCAAGCUCGAGAUUGAGCGGUGAGAAGAGGGACAGGGAUAGCAGACCGAGCUCGCGAGUUAGCGGGCUGUCGAGAUCGGCCUCCCGCGCCGACGAGAGGUCUCGGGUAAGCUUCAAGUCCAAGACUAGUAGCCAGGCGACGUACGUCAAGUCGCCGGCGUUCCCACCCGGAGUUCAAGAGAGCCUCAACAUUAAGCCGAGCAGUUCUCGGUCAUCCUCUAAGCGGAGCUCUUCAAGCAAGAAGAGUCGUCGAUCAGACAACCAGGACGGUGACUCGUCCCCCGAGAGUGCUCAGGAUUCAUCGCCCAGGACUCCAACACAACCACCGAAUUACCCACCGCCGCUACCCCCCACCGAUAAACUCCCUGCAUUUGCCCAAGUAUACGCAGACGACAUCACACCGUCAGGUACCCCCGCCACCGACUUCGGCGGUCCUCCACCACCGCCUCCUCCUCCACCUUUGGAUGUGCAAGAAGCGCCUAGGGUGGACUAUCUCCUACAGAACGGUGGACUCUUUCAACCUAUACCCAAAACCUUCCUCUCUGUUCUUCCCCGUCAGAAUGGCGCCCGGCCGUCAAACCCACCCUUGGUCGGCCCUCAGACGUUGUUUGCGCCUUUCUUCAACCUCUUGGACCAGUACAACCAGGUCCUUAACAAGAAUGGUUCGGUAGCAGUGGCAACGGGCCACCGAUCUGUUGCCCGCAGACUACUGGACCGUCUCGAGAACGUCUUCUCUCGAGAGCUGCCCGAAUACGGAUGCACAUGUGUUGUAUGUGAAUCGGGUCCUGAAAUCCAACAUCGCGGCUUGGGCUGGGGAGAAGUUCUUGAAUGGGUCAGCGGUCGCAUUGAACUUCCGCAAUGGCCGCCCUUCGACCUGGCAAGCUUGGGCUCGAAUGCUGCGGAUAGUGCCGCAGACUUGCCCCCGCGGCCAGACUCGCCCAUCAAGAUCGAUCCUGACAUCGCCGAAGAGUUCCGCGAGCAUUAUUUGCGACAGUCCAAGAAGGUCAGGGGGGCUGUAGACAAGUGGCUGAACAACUGCGGCGACUCGACCGCCCCGUCACCCCAGGAUGUCGAUGACGAGACACUUACUUUUGCCAUGCUCACGAACCUGGACCCUGAAGACCAGCCUUACUUCAACGCCAUCCUUAGCGGCUCCAACCAGAUCAAGCCCAUGCCCAGAGCCCCAACGCCCUCUCACCGUCCUCGUCCCGACUUCAUUGUCAAGGCGGGCCUGUCUCUGCAGCGCAUUUACAGACUGCAGCAAGCUCCGCGAGAUGCAGAGGUUGCCAUGUACCUCAUCAAGAACCCCCACACACACGAUCUCAUCGUUACCAUGUCCGACAUCAACACUCAGGAAUGGGAGAUCCUUACAUCUGGGAGAUUUGACGGAUUCCUUUGGUCCGGAGCUGACGGAGACGAUCUCGCUACUCCCACCGCUGAGUCUCGAGGCGCUACGCCUGCGAGCAACUACUUCCCAUCUCGGCCAUCCACCAUGAGCCCGGGAUUCAGAGGCCCAGCUUCGCGCAACGCAACGCCGUACUCCCGAGGUGCGACGCCAGCCUCCUUUGUGAGCGGGGUAUCUUCCGCGGCGAAUCGUCAAGCAGUUUCCCGAGACGAGGAGAUGGAAAUGGCAAUCUUGGCAGAGGUGGAGCGGGAGAUCUACCAGGGCAUGGAGGCGUUGGAGGACGCUUUCGAGGCCCUCCACCUCAGAGCAGAGGUCGUCAGGACAGCUCUACGCAACAGAGGAGCUGGUUUGGCGCGCAGCUUGCAAAACCGCCGGCGUAUCGAUGUGCUCCCCAACCCUGGCUCCGGCAACUCGCAGUCUUCAGGUUACGAGCGACCCAGCUGGGCUCAAAGCGAUUACGACGCCAACAGCGAUGAUGACUGGGGCGGUGAUGAUUUCGAGUUAGCCCCUGAUGACUCGGCGAGCAACAUCAGCAGUUCAAGACACCGACGCCCCAAGCGUCGCACGGAGAGACGUACACCAGCCCCUAUUGAGGAAGACGAUGAGGAAAACUGA